Messenger RNA from Blepharisma stoltei, 5969 nucleotides. NCBI's taxonomy places the organism in Eukaryota, Ciliophora, Heterotrichea, Heterotrichida, Blepharismidae. The record is from the annotation of a GenBank genome assembly.
AUGAUAAAACUUACAAUUGAAAAUUCAAAAAUUGAAAAUAAUAUCGCAUCAGCAUCGACACCUUAUUUAUUACUAACAAAUUCAAAUAUAACAGUUUUUGAUAAUGUAAUUUUUGAUACCAAUAUAGGCAUAUCGACAGAUAAUCCCACUGCUUUGUAUAUAAAUGGAGGCAAUCAAACUGAUAUAUCAGACUCCACAGUAAAAGGAAACAUAAAUAAUGCAGGCCAAGCGUAUGGGACGGUUUAUGCUAAAGGUAGCACUUUAACAUUGGGCAUCGCGAGAACUGUUUUUACUAAUAAUAAUGUGAAUAAUGCUGGAGCAAUCUUGUUUUCUGGCAUAUCUAUUUCUAUAAAUGAUAGCUCAUUUAUCAAUAAUACAGCGAAUACAAAAGGUGGGGCAUUAUAUAUUCAGCAGUCAGCUGCUGCAAGUAUGACUGUUUCAAUAGAUUCCUGCAAUUUUACUUUAAAUUGCGCACUAAUAUCUCCAGGUGGAGCCAUUUACAUAGAAAACACGGGGAUUUUAUAUAACACAAUCAGUUUUGCAUUAAGCAAUGCAAUAUUCACUCAAAAUUAUGGCAGUUAUGGAGCUGCUAUUUAUAUAGAUAGCACAGUGAAUCUUGAUCAAAAUGGCAACUCAUCUAUUGUUUCUUCUAGUUUUAUAAAAAAUAAUUCAACAACAUCAGGAGCCAUUGCACUCUAUUUUUUUAGUGGAAUAUUUCUUAUUUCAGAUUGCAAGUUUACUUCAAAUAUAGGAAGACUUGGCUCAUCUUUGCAUCUAGAAAUAACAGCUGAGCCAAGUAACUACUAUUCAAGACUUACAAUAGAAUCAGGUGAUUUUACCCUAAAUAGUGGCCUUGCAGUUAUUUAUAUGACAAAUUCUGAUGUUUAUUCUUACCUUAUUACUGACUCUUGCAAAUUUACAAAUAACGCAGCAACACCUAUAACACUGGAUUAUGACCAUUGGGAAGAUACAAACUCCGAACUAACCUAUAACGUUGGAAGCCCAUCAGGAGGAGUAAAAAUGCUUGAUGCCUCGCUUGCUGUUUGUAAAAAUACGAUUUUUUCUUAUAAUCAAGUGUCUUCAGAUGGAGGAGCUGUUUCUGCAGGAUCAGGUUCUAAAUUUUAUUGUUUAGGCUGCACAUUUAUAGGAAAUACAGCAAAAGGCUCAGGCGGAGCUAUUUUCAGUGAGCAGAAAUCGUUUUUUAACAUCACAAAAUCUUAUAUUAAAGGAAAUAAAUGUGCUGAUAAAGGAUCUGCUAUAUAUAUGCUAGGGUCAACUACUCCAAUUUCUACCAUUUUGAACUCUAAUAUUACUUAUAAUAAUUCCACAAAUGAAGCUACUAUUGCUCUUCUUGACUCUUCUAUAAAAAUUGAAUCAUCUACUAUAACCCAAAAUAUAGCAUCAUAUAUUACCCCUGGAAUCCUUCUAACACUUUCACAGGCCACAAUAUCUAAUUCUGCCUUUUCAAGUCAAAAUGGAGACCAAGGAAGCUUUAUAUAUGCGACUACUCAAAGCACAGCUACUGUUUCUAACACAACUUUUACAGGUGGAACAAGUACAAGCUCAGCAGGGUCUAUUUUUUCGAUUUCAAGUACCGUGAAUAUUUAUAAUGGGACUUUUAAUACAAAUAGUGCCAAAAAUGGAGGGGGUGGGGUUAUUCUGUCUUAUUCAAGCAGCACUUUAGUGAUAUAUAAUAGCGCGUUUUAUAACUCAUAUAGUAAGGAUGUAGGAGGAGUAAUAAUCGGCUAUGAAAGUGAUCUGACUGUUGAAAGCACGAUUAUGAAAAAUUACAAGGUAGGCGCUAUUUAUGGAUCUAAAAUGAAUUCAGUUACUAUAAAAAAUUCAAAAUUUUAUAAUGGGGCUGGCACCAAUGGAGGCUCAUUAACUUGCAUUUCUUGCAUAUCAGUCUAUUUAUAUAACUGCUAUUUCCAAGAAAACACUGCAGAUACUGGUGGAGCCAUUUAUUUAUCUACUUCAAGUGACACAGAAAUAGGAAAUCCUUAUAUCAUAAAACAAUCAUCAUUUUGGAAUAAUUCAGCAUCAUUAGGAGGUGGAAUAUACACAAACAAUAUCAGUUUAAAUGUAUCCUCUUCAACAUUUGUAGGAAAUAUCGCAAAUACGACUAGCGAAAUUGUGGGAACUACACCGACUACUGGAAAUGGAGGUGGAAUAAAUUUAGCUUGCUCAGAUUUUACGACUUGUGUAUUUAAUAUUACCUAUAACAGCUUUACAGAAAAUUAUGCUAAAUAUAAUGGAGGAGGUAUAAACUGAAUAGAUGUGUUUCCUAUAGCUUAUGGGAAUACAUUUAAAGAUAAUAAAGCUUCUUAUGCACCUGAAAUUUCUUCUUUUGCAAUAAAAUUGAUGGCUGUAGAUAUAGUCUUUUAGGCAUUUUGCAACAAUUUUAUAUGCUAAAACUACUUAAGGCAAUUUUUGACUCUAAAAAAAAUAUAUCCUGAGUUUACCUCAAUUUAUCAGUGAAUACAUUUUAUAAAUAAAAUUGAUAUUUUGAAUUAAAAAAUUUAAAAAUAUUAAAAUAAUUGAUUUUAUAGACAAAAAAUUGGUCUUUAUUAUUUAAAAAGUCAAACUUUGGAAGUAAAAAGCUAAUUAAUCUAUAAAAGUGGGAAUCUAGUUGAAUACAAUAGAAGACUAGAUGAUAUUCCGACAGCGACCUCAAUUUCUGGAAUUGCAUCUGGCCAAACUACUACAAAAAGCAUUACUUUGGCACUAGUGGAUUAUUAUGGAAACAUUGUAGCAACAGAUAGCUCAAGUACUGCACAACUUUUCCCUGAAGAUUCAGCCUCUACAACCUUAUCUGGGACGACUAAAACAACUGCUGUUAAAGGUAUAUAUUAUUUCGACAGUUUUGUAGUUUCAGCGAAACCAGGGACAAGUGUUUCUAUAAAAACAACGUCUACUGGCAUAGACACUACAAAAGCGUCUAAAAUGUCUACAAAUGUCUCAUUUAUUCCUUCAGUAACUAUUGAUGUAACUCUUCGCCUAUGCAUAAUAGGAGAAGCCACUGUAGGGGUUAAUUGUGACGUUUGCGGGGCUGGGUAUUAUAGCUUAAACCCUACUUACACUCAGUGCUUAGCUUGUCCUGCACAUUCAGCGACUUGUUAUGGAAAUUAUACAAUUGUUCCUCAAAAGGGGUAUUGAAGGUCGAGUAAUAUGUCUGAGAAUUUUCUUGCCUGUCCAAAAUCUUCAGCUUGCUUAGGCUCUCCACAGCCUCCUAAUUUAUCUUUUACAGGGCUUUGCCAUGAAGGAUAUACAGGAAAUUUGUGUCAGGGAUGCGAAAAUGGCUAUUCGAGAACCAGCACAAAUACUUGCGGGAAAUGCCCAAGUGCAGUUUCUAAUGCUUUUAAAGUAAUUGGAAUAAUGCUUGCUGUAGUUCUUAUAUGUGGAAUAAUGGUAAAAACGACUAGGAAUUCUGCUUAUAAACCGAAGUCAGUGCAGUCAAUAUAUAUAAAGAUUUUUGUGAAUUAUUUACAAAUUGUGAUGCUUGUGACUACUUUCGAUUUGCAAUGGCCAUCCAGUGUGACCCAACUCUUUUCUAUCCAAAAUGACACAGGAUCAGUAAGUGAACAGGUUUUUUCUUUUGACUGCUUUUUAGAUACAGGCCAAGGUAAUGACCAAGUUUAUUUCAAUAAACUUAUUAUUAUGAGCAUAAUUCCUACAAUUAUAGCAUUAGUAUCAAUUAUAUUCUGAGGAUCUGUAGCAAUUUAUAAAAAGACUUUAAAAUCAUUUAAAAAUGAUUUAUUCUUCGCUAAGCAAGCUUAAUACUAUAAAAAAUAUGGAAAUUAUUAUUUAGAUUACGAUGCUAUUAUUUCAUCACUCAUACAGCUUAGCUAGCUCCCUUUUGCUGCUGGAAAGCUUUUUAUAUGCGAAUGCAGGGGCUAAUUUUUUAUACAAUAAUUGCCUUAUAAAAUAAAUUUUUCGAUAUCGAAAGAAAAAUUCUAUAGUUAGUGAAACUGACUAUAUUUAAAUAGCAUAUUAUUUUUAAUAAUUUUAUUUCUCUUUCAAUAAUUUAAUUGAAAACCCAAACUUUAUCAUCUCUUGAAUUUCGUUUUCAUCCAAUUUAUUUAAAUAAUUUUAACACUUAAAGUUAAUAAUUUAAUAAAUAUGAAAUUCUAUCAAUCUUUAAAAAUAACUAAUUUAAUUUAUAAAAGAUCAAGAAUAAAUCUGGCUGAAAAUUACAUAAUUAAGUUCCAAAAUAUUUAUAAAAAAUUAUAUUAAAAUAUUAUUAGAGUGUUUAUGGGGUUUAGCCUUCCCUUUAAGUAAAUUUUUCCAACGGAUUUGCUCGUUAGUCAAGGCUGGGAAAGUAAGCAUAAUUUCUACCAUUGUGAUUUUGCUAUUUCUUUUCCACCCAAAUUUAGUAAAGUCUAUGUUUGCAGUGUUUUCAUGUAGAGAAAUUGACGCAGGAGAGUACUGACUUGUGCAAGAUUUAGAUAUUCGAUGCUGGGAUAAUAGACAUGUAUUUUAUUCCCUUGCUGUUGCAGUCCCUUCUAUUAUAGUAUGAGGAAUCGGUAUUCCGACUGUUUCUUUAUAUUGUCUAUGAAGAAAUAAAAGAAAAUUAGACUCAAUUAGUGUCAGGCUUCAGUUUGGGUUUCUUUUUAAUGGAUAUAAAGCAAAAUCUUAUUACUGGGAAUUUGCUAUUUUAUAUAGAAAAAUCCUUAUUGUAUGCUGCUCUGUAUUUUUAGCAAAUGUCAAUACAAGCAUCCAAGCAUUAACUGUCAUGAUGCUGCUUUUACUUUGUCUUUACUUCCAAAAUUUGGUGCAGCCUUAUGAUGGAAAUGUUUUAAAUGAAAUGGAAAUUCGGUCAAUUUUAGUAGCGGCUGUUACAAUUUAUUGUGGACUUUACUAUUUGACUGGCUCUUUAGAUUCUGUAUCGUCUAAGAUGUCUUCGAUAUUGUUAUAAUUAUAAGUUUCCAUUAUAGUAAAUUUUUUUUUCAAAUUUAAAAAAAUUCGUAAAAUUGAGAAGUAAAAAUUAUUUAAUUUGUAAAAUUUAUGUUUUAAAAUGCAAUUUAACAGAUAUUUCAUUAUACUAAUAAUCCUGUGCAUUACGAAAUUUUUCAUAAAAAAAAUUGUUAUUAUGGAGGGUGGCAAAAUUAGGAUUUUUCCAAUGGUUUUGUCCCUCAUGGGGCAGUAUUUUCAUCUCACUGAUCAAUAAUUUUUUAUACGGUAUAUCAAAAAACUGUUUUCUUUAUUUUAAUCUGUGCUGUAAAUAUUUAUUUCCUCUAUUAUUGGCUUAAAAAAAUGUUUGGAGCUGGCUUUCAAAUCUUAUCUGAUUUAAUUCCUUGCUUACGAAAAAGAUUUAGCCGUAAAGUCAUGGAUGGGUUCAGUGACGAAAUUUUUGAAAAAUCUGAAUUCCCACAUUUAAAUUGAACCAAAAAAUCAUCUAAUUUAAAGUCGGUUAAUUUUUUUUUAAGAUUAAAAAAAAUAAAUUGAACACAAUAUUUUUGAAUUUAAUUUAUUUUUAUGAAGAAUUAAUAAAAAAUAAUUGAUUCAGUGUUUAAGCUGUUUAAAUAGCAUUCUAAUUUUCUUAUAAAUAUUAUAAUUUUAUAUAUAGAAUUUCCCUAUCCAAAAAAAUUGUUCCAAUUUAAUUGAGGGAUAAUUUACUCAAAAAAUGGAUAUUUUUCUUCCAAUUUAAAGGGGGGAGUGAGCUAAAUCAUGUCAAAGUUAAACAAGGCGAAAAAUAUUUUUCUAUCAUUGCGAACGAAGACCCAAUGUCAGCAUUACCUGCUGAUGUAGAGUUAGAAAGCAUGCUAAAUAUGGAUAUGAGAAAACUAUUUUUGCGUGUCGUAGAAAAUAAAUUAGAAUCCACAAAGGGAGCUAAUGAUAUCAGUGUAGAGGAAUAUUAUCCAGGGGAAAUCUAUAAGACAGUGAUAAACGAUUUUGAUCGCACAAAUGAGGAUGCAGAUUGUCCACCUUCUAGAUCUGCAAGUUUAAAAACUAGAAUGCCAAAUAAAUAA